UGUAACGGCGUUUGUCUCCCUGCAGGCGCCGGGAGGGACCGUCUGCGCGCGGCGCUUACUUGGGAGGCGGCGGUGAGGGGCCGCUGCCUGCUGGCCAUGUCGGGCCGGGGGAAGUCCGGCGGCAAGGCGCGGGCCAAGGCCAAGUCGCGCUCGUCGCGGGCCGGGUUGCAGUUCCCCGUAGGCCGGGUGCACCGGUUGCUGCGGAAGGGGAACUACGCGGAGCGGGUGGGCGCCGGGGCGCCGGUGUACCUGGCGGCGGUGCUGGAGUACCUCUCGGCCGAGAUCCUGGAGCUGGCGGGCAACGCGGCCCGCGACAACAAGAAGACGCGGAUCAUCCCCCGGCACCUGCAGCUGGCCAUCCGCAACGACGAGGAGCUCAACAAGCUGCUGGGCGGCGUGACCAUCGCCCAGGGCGGCGUCCUGCCCAACAUCCAGGCCGUGCUGCUGCCCAAGAAGACGCAGAGCUCGAAGAAGUGAGCGCUGCCCCCGGUCCCCCUCCCGGCCCCCUUCUCGCCGCUGCCCUGCCUCCCCUCUCCCAGCGGGGCCGGGGGUCCCCUCCGUUAGCCCCCCCAGCCCGGGCUGGGCGGUGAGCCCUGGCAGCGCCCCGCCAGCCCUGCGCUAGCCCCCCAGCCUGGGCUGCGGUGGGGUGCUGGGGGAGUAUGGGUGAGGUCAGGCCCUGCUUGCGCCCCCGCCCUGCCCCUCUUCCCUCUGGAAGAAGCGUUUUCGGAGGAGGCAGCUGGAUCACGGCUGUCGGCGGUGGUGGCAUCCGGAGCCGCACGGUUGGGUCACGGUGCGG
Nipponia nippon (crested ibis) is the source of this 796-nucleotide messenger RNA. NCBI's taxonomy places the organism in Eukaryota, Metazoa, Chordata, Aves, Pelecaniformes, Threskiornithidae. The record is from RefSeq and is a predicted model, not a curated record.